CAACAACAAACACAGGCGCUCGGUGCAACACACAAACACAGGCGGACACAAGCAAACACACAAACAUACACCCACGAGAGCGCGCACGCACACACAUGCAAGCAGCGACGCACAUGUGAGCAAAGCAACACAAAAAAAUAAACGAAAAUUAAAUAAAACCAACAAAAUAAGAGCAAACAAGGAAGAAAAGUGUUGAAAAUAAAAACAACAUAAAUUCUUGUGCAAGUUUCACAAAAAAAAAAUUAAAUAAAGUGAAUGGAAAAUUCAACAAGAGCUGUGAAGAACUAUUUAAAUCAUUUCUCUAAAUUAACAAUAAAAAGGCCUCCUUUUAUCAACAAUAUUUCAAUAAUGUUAAUAAAUGCCCCCCAAAAUAUAAGCCAAAUAUAUCAAGUAUAACAAAUGCAAUUGGAAAAUCAUAUUUAUAAAUAAAUAAUUAACUAAAUUAUAUAGAAAAACUUCAAUUUAUACAUCAGCAUUGUUAUCCCAAAAUUUUUCUUGUAUUUUUCGCCUUUGUUUGAUUUUUAUGCAUUAUUUCCUGGUUACCCAAUUGCUUACCUAGCAACCCCCCUUACCUCAGGUCCCCCCUCUGUCUAGUUGCUAGAAAAACAGCUGCUGAUUAAGAAAUUUCGCCGUUUUCCCCCUAUUUUUAUCAGCUGAUAUAUACCGCCCACUUAGCCAGCCCCCUUCUUGCACCUGGAAAAGACACACAAACACACACACACAGGUGACUAAUGCACUGUUCGCGCAGUUUGUCAGCUGCUGACGUCGUGGACAAAACAACAAUAACGGCAACAACGACGGCAGCGGCGUCCACAACAACAAUAGCGUCGUUCUAUAAGGCAGCGACGUCGGCGUCAGCAGCGGCUUCUGUCUGCACAACGCCAACAACAACACCGCGAAAAUCGAAAAUAAAAACAAAAGCUAUGGCCACUACAACAACAACAACAACAACAACAACGCAGCAACAGCAGCAGGGAGCAGCAACAAAUGCUAAAGAUGGCGUCACCAUGCGCGAGAAGAAAGGAGGAGCCCUGCAAAAGCUCAAGAAGAGGCUAUCGCAUAGCUUUGGCAGAUUAACCAUUUCCCGCGAAGAUGGCGACGAAUCGACGCAUCACCAUCACCACCAUCAUCACCACCGAGGAGGACAUGGCGGGCAUCACAACCACGGUAACAAAGUUCCAUACAACGGCUACAAUUCGGAGGAAUACUUGGACAGGCUAGAACCGAAUGGCAAUAUACCCGCUGACAAGACAAAUUGCAGAUAUGGAGACUGGCGCAGCACGGAUAGCACCGACCACCAUGAUCGCGUCCAGAGACAACUGUCCGUGUCCUCCGACAGCAAGCUGCUGGAUGACGACAUCCGGGAGGAGAUGAAGUACCAUUCGCACGUGGUCAUGCGUCCCAAGAAGCCGCCCAGACCCAAGUCCGAGGUCUUUCUUAACAAGCAGGAUCCGCAUCCGCGACGCAAACGAUUCAGUGCAUUUGGUGGCGACUCCCCAUUUGGCAAGCAGGAGGCCUACGUGAAGCUCGAACCGCUGGGCGAAGGCUCCUAUGCGACAGUCUACAAAGGAUUUAGCAAAUUAACCUACCAGCGGGUGGCACUGAAGGAGAUCCGACUGCAGGAGGAGGAGGGAGCUCCCUUUACCGCCAUUCGCGAGGCCUCGCUGCUGAAAGAACUGAAACACAGCAACAUUGUCACGCUGCAUGACAUAGUGCAUACGCGCGAGACGCUGACAUUUGUCUUUGAAUAUGUGAAUACAGAUCUGUCGCAAUAUAUGGAAAAACAUCCGGGCGGCCUGGACCAUCGCAAUGUGCGCCUGUUCCUCUUCCAGCUGCUGCGCGGACUCUCCUACUGCCACAAGCGGCGUGUCCUGCAUCGCGAUGUUAAGCCGCAGAAUCUGCUCAUCAGCGAUUGUGGUGAACUGAAGUUGGCCGACUUUGGUUUGGCCCGGGCCAAGAGCGUGCCCAGCCACACCUAUUCGCAUGAGGUGGUCACGUUAUGGUAUCGUCCACCAGAUGUCCUGCUGGGCAGCACCGAGUACUCAACCUCGCUGGACAUGUGGGGCGUGGGAUGCAUCUUUGUGGAAAUGGUUACCGGGAUGCCAACGUUCCCGGGCAUACGUGAUACCUACGAUCAGUUGGAUAAGAUAUUUAAAUUGCUGGGCACGCCCACCGAGGACACGUGGCCGGGUGUGACCCACUUUCCUGGCUACAAGCCGCACAAGUUGGGUUUCUAUCGACCGCGGAAACUGGGUCACAACUUCCCACGGCUGUACGACAUCAUCGAGGGCGAGACGAUAGCGAACGCCUUCCUGCAGCUAAAUCCGGAGCAGCGUUUGGGCGCCGAUGAUGCACUGCAGCAUCCGUACUUUGCGCAGUUGCCAAAGAAACUCUACGAAUUGCCAGACGAGACCUCAAUUUUCACGGUGGAAGGCGUGCAGCUUUAUACGGAGCCAAAUCGACAGAAUAAAUGAAAAUUAAAGCAAGUCCUCUCUGUGGAUGGCGUACGUUUCUACUGUUAGGAUAUAGCCCAGUCCUCAAUAUCCACCCAUCACCGAUCGAGCUCCUGUCCUAACCGAACUGUCAAUCAACCUAAUAUCGCAUCAUCGACAGCCAUAAAAGAAAUAUAUAUAAAUGUAUGAGAGAUGUGUGAGAAAAAGAGCAACUUCUACCGAAGUUUUGUACUAUAAUUCUAUGAUACAUUUUAGUUACUAUUCGUUAGUUAUAUUAUUCGAUUUAGCAGAGGAGUGUGUGUGGAGAGAGGCGGCAUUUUUUUAUAAUUUUCAGUCAGAAUUUAGCUUAGAUUUCGCCAUCAUCCUGCAGCCGCAAAAAGGAUACUCAGUUUAGUCAGUGUUUUUUCUGUAUUUUCAUUACAUUUAAAAAUAGGGUAUUAUUUUCUUGUAUUUGUAUUUCGUUUCCAUUCUCUUUUUCUUUGAAUUUUAUUUGUAAUUUAUAUUUAAGCAAGUGCAAUUCGUAGAGAAUUAAUGGCUUGGCCUUUGUCUAAAAAAAAGCAAACAAUUAAUCAAAAAUUUAAGAAAUCUACAAAAGAAGCCUCAUCAAUAUUUUGUUAGCUUUAAUUUCCAACACACACACACAGCUCUUUUAAAAUUUUAUGUUUAUUAAUGUAUAAUUUUUCGUCAUUUAUAAUUUUUGCUGCGCUGUUUAAGUGAUAAUUUUGUAACUAUUAAAUGAAUUUAUGUAAAAAGCAAUUAAAAACAAUCUAAAGAA
This is a messenger RNA of Drosophila kikkawai, 3228 nucleotides long. The record is from RefSeq and is a predicted model, not a curated record. Lineage: Eukaryota; Metazoa; Arthropoda; Insecta; Diptera; Drosophilidae.